Aspergillus japonicus CBS 114.51 is the source of this 1609-nucleotide messenger RNA. Its product is annotated as 60S ribosomal protein L7A. The transcript is spliced from 5 exons. Gene Ontology annotation, cellular component: intracellular membrane-bounded organelle; ribonucleoprotein complex. NCBI's taxonomy places the organism in Eukaryota, Fungi, Ascomycota, Eurotiomycetes, Eurotiales, Aspergillaceae. The record is from RefSeq and is a predicted model, not a curated record. Bases 152 to 1393 code for a protein of 413 amino acids. Gene Ontology annotation, biological process: ribosome biogenesis; vesicle-mediated transport; protein transport.
GGAGAGCUUCGGAGAUACGUCCAGACUGACUCGGACUACUGCAGGUACUUCUUCUGAGCUUGUCUUACUUGGAGCAUUUCAGUCACCCCCGCUUAGUCUUCGUCUCACUCAUUCAUUGAAAACAUACUGUGCCUACCGCCUAACCGCCAAGAUGAUCAACGCCGUCCUAGUGUUCAACAACAACGGUCAACCCCGUCUGACCAAGUUCUAUACUCAAAUUGACACCCAAACCAAACAAACCCUCAUUACCCAGAUCUACAACCUCGUCGCCCAGCGGCCCCCAAGCGCCUGCAACUUCCUGCCCCUCCCGCCGCUGCUCUCGCGCGGGGCCAGCGCCAGCGCCGCCAACGGGCCCUCGGACGCGCCCACCCAGAUCACCUACCGCACCUACGCCACCCUCUCCUUCAUCAUGAUCUCGACCUCGACCGAGUCGCCCCUGGCGCUGAUCGAUCUGAUCCAGGUCUUCGUCGAGGCCCUGGACCGCAUGUUCGAGAACGUCUGCGAGCUGGAUCUCAUCUUCGGGUACGAGACCAUGCACGCGGUGCUGGGCGAGAUGAUCGUCGGCGGCGUGGUGGUCGAGACCAACAUCGAGAAGAUCGUGGCCGGCCCCCCUAAGUCCGGAAAGAAGGUUGCCUCCCUCCCUUACCCCCAGGGUAAGGCUGGUUCCAAGAAGGCCGCUAAGAACCCUCUCAUCGAGAAGCGUUCCCGCAACUUCGGCAUUGGCCAGGACAUCCAGCCCAAGCGCAACCUGAGCCGCUUCGUCAAGUGGCCCGAGUAUGUCCGCCUCCAGCGCCAGAAGAAGAUCUUGAACCUCCGCCUCAAGGUCCCCCCUUCCAUCGCCCAGUUCCAGAGCACCCUGGACCGCAACACCGCCGCCCAGACCUUCAAGCUCCUCAACAAGUACCGCCCCGAGACCAAGGCCGAGAAGAAGGAGCGUCUCCACGUCGAGGCCACCGCCGUCGCCGAGGGCAAGAAGAAGGAGGAGGUCUCCAAGAAGCCCUACAACGUCAAGUACGGUCUCAACCACGUUGUCGGCCUCGUCGAGAACAAGAAGGCCUCCCUCGUCCUCAUUGCCCACGACGUUGACCCCAUCGAGCUGGUCGUCUUCCUGCCCGCCCUCUGCCGCAAGAUGGGUGUCCCUUACGCCAUCGUCAAGGGUAAGGCCCGUCUCGGUACCGUUGUCCACAAGAAGACCGCUGCCGUCCUCGCUCUCACCGAGGUCCGCUCCGAGGACAACACCGAGUUCUCCAAGCUCCUCUCCGCCAUCAAGGAGGGUUACACCGACAAGUACGAGGAGUCCCGCCGCCACUGGGGUGGUGGUAUCAUGGGCGCCAAGGCUGUCGCCCGCCAGGAGAAGAAGCGCAAGGCCGUUGAGGGUGCCAUCCGUGUCUAAGCUAGUCUCGUGUCACUAGAUCCCCAGAUACCAAACCAAAAAAGCUUAGUUAUGUGAACCGAAAAAAUUUCACUGCACUGACGGGUUAUCAAAAAAUCUCUUUAUACCCAAACGAAACCUUUCUCAAUGACGCGAUCUUCUACCUUUCCUCCUCCAUGUACAACCUUGCAGAUACCCCCUCAUGAAUGCUAUUUUCCAAUGACUUCUCAACCUUUC